Molecule: messenger RNA, 1176 nt
Organism: Sinocyclocheilus rhinocerous
Lineage: Eukaryota; Metazoa; Chordata; Actinopteri; Cypriniformes; Cyprinidae
Product: recQ-mediated genome instability protein 1-like
Exons: 1
Coding region: 28-999 (323 amino acids)
Biological process (GO): double-strand break repair via homologous recombination; resolution of meiotic recombination intermediates
Cellular component (GO): RecQ family helicase-topoisomerase III complex; nuclear body
Molecular function (GO): nucleotide binding
Source: RefSeq, a predicted model, not a curated record
CAGGUAGCUGACAGCGGCUACAACAGCAUGGCUUCAGAAACUUCCUUCAGACCACAUCAGUCGCAACCCCGUCCUCAAGCAACGCCCAUUUCCAGAGAAGACGACUGGGAUAUGGAUGAAAUUCCAGAUGAUGACUUCAGAAGCAUUCCAGACAAUUUUGACGAUUUUCCACAAAAUGUGGUGGACGAUGUUCCCGAGGACUUUGAUGACAUCCCAUUAGAAGAGCUGGAGAGUGUGAUGUGCCCGAUCGAUUCAGAAUGCAAACCUGAUGCAAUCCAGCCCAAAAUUAAAGAACCAAGACUUUUAAGUUUUCGCUCUAGAACUACUCUUAACAGCAGAAACUUGAAUGAAGUACAUGACGCAUCUGUUGCUAGUUCCUCUACAAACACAGUUGAGGAGCCUGAAGCAAACUUACCCAACCAACCCAAAACUGAAGAACCAAGCCAGACUUUUCGCUCUAAAACUCUGCUUGGCACCACCAACCAAAGCCGAAUCUUCAAUGAAGUUCCUCGUACAUCUAUUACAAGUUCCUCUACCAACACAGCUGGAUCUUCUGGUUUCGAACGAGAGGCACCUACUCCACCGUACCUCUGCAUGCUACAGGCUGGCCACUGGCCGCCCGCCAAAGUUCAGACUUUACGACUACAAGCUUUCAUUGUUACACUCAAAGGAAAUUUGCGCAGUAGUAGUGGCGUGUGGCAACUCGGGGCCACCAUAUCAGAUGGAACCGGGUACUUGGAUGUGGAUCUGUCCGACGCCAUGCUCUCCAAACUCAUCGGCUACACGGCACCAGAGGCUCGAGUGCUACGGAAAGACCUGGCGAGACGCGGUGAGGUGGACAGCGGGAUUCAGCAUUGUCAAAGAGAGCUGGUGGAUAUGUGCUGUAUGAUGAGCGUGCAGGUGGAUCAGACGGGCAGAGGAGUUGUGUUGUGUGCCAGUCCGCUCUCUGACAAGGAAUGCUCCGAGAUACAGAAAAGAGUGAAAGAGAGGAGGAACUAAGCCGUACUUAUUCUCUGGACUCUCUUUUAACCUAAUCUGACAGUGUUAGUGCUGAUCCAGUCAGUGGUUUCUUUGAUAUUUUAGUAGAGUAACUCGUUUUGGUUCUCUCAGUCUGAAGAAAACGGCUUAUAAUGCACUUCACUCAUAUCCGUUACAUUUCAGAAUCCACUGUGUUCU